AUGCUAUCAGCUCUACCUCUCUCAUACUUCUACUUAUCUUAGAAUUUGUUUGUAUUAUAUAUCCAUAUAUUUAAUUAUUAAAAAAAUAAUCAAAAUUUGGUUCUGAAACUUUAUUAGGAAUCUUGAAAAAAAAACAUAAAUUUUUAAAAGUUUAAUUAUUUAAUACUAAAAUAAUUCAUAAACUAAACUAAUUAAAUUCUAUUACAAUGAAUAAAAUAAGCAAAAAUAAAACCGAUAGAUAUUGGGGUAGAUAUAAUUGUAGAAAUUUUAUAAUAUCAGACAAUUUAGUUACAUUAAUUACAUUAAUAUUAGCAAGUCAAUUAUUAGCUAUUGAAGCAUCUAAGAAAGUAGCACAGAGAGAUCUUCUUCCAGAAAGAAACUUAAUUGAAAAAGUUCCCAUAACACCUGCACAAGAAAUUAAUCUAGAACCUCAAACUCCCAGCAAUUCUAGCUCUAAAUUAGACGAUGUCAAACCUCAAGAUUUUCCUAUUAAUUCUCAAAUUGCAAUUGAACAUAAUCUUCAUGUGAAAAUUACUGAAUUAUUGCGACAAGAAAUAUUAGAUCAAUUUAAAGUAAUCAAUCAUGAUUUGCAGGAACUUUCUGAAGAACUUCAUCCAACUAAAAGUAAUAAGAAGCCCCUAAAGGAGAAAUCUCGAAAAAAUUCUUUGAUAUUAAAAUUAUCUAAAUCUCUUCCAAUAGAUGAAACUGAAAUGUGUGAAGUUGAACAUUCUGUUCUAAAUAAUUUUCAAAGUGAGCUCCAAGCUUCAUUGAAUGGUACAAAUCAAGCUAAUAGUAAUACAAACUGUCCUCUAAAUGAUAACACAGAUACAUGUGAGGAAUUAAUAAAAUUGAUUCUCUGUGGUUACAAUCAUCUUAAAAAUGCAUUUGAUUUGGCCACAAGGAGUAGUGCUGCCGUAAAUGAAUGUAACAUGUGGAAGAAUAAGUUGGAAGAGUACAAAGAAAAGUCUACGAGAGUUCUAGAUGACAAAAUAACAUCUCUUUCCCAAAAAUACAAUUUGCAAAUAGAUAAUUUGAAAACUGAUUUGCAAAAUUUGCAGAACAAAGCUAAUUUGUACAUAAAAAUAAUUAAGGAAGAUGGACUUGAAGUUUGUUCCUUCAGAAUUAUUAGUGGAAAUAUCCAAGAUGCUGUAGACAAGUUUAAGCAAUUGAAAGAUGAAUUUGGGAGUUUAGAAGAUUUCAUGAUACGUUCUAUUCUAAAGACUAUAUAUAGUUUUGAGAGAUUAGAAAAUAUAAUGAAUUUUCUAAGAAAGCUUCCUGAUUGCUCUCAAGAUAGGAUAUCUUAUCCAAUUCUAUACGACUUAAUGCAAGCCAAUAAUCACUUAAAUAGCCCAGAAAUGUUGGUUCUCUCUGGAACUCUUUCACAAUGCAUGAAUUCUUCAGAAUUACUUACUAAAGUGGAUGCAAAUGUUUUAAAAAUCCUCGAUUCAUGGGCAAACAAAAUCCAGAAAACUAAUGAUCACAAACAAAUAAUUGCGUUUGCAAAGAAAUAUUAUUCUCCAUUUAAAACCAAACUUGAUGAACUCAUACUAAAAGCAUAUGAUAAAAAUUUGAGUAAUGUUGAAAAGAUAUUGGAAUUUAUUCGUAGUCUUCCUUAUAUCAAUCAUGGUAUUGUAGGUCUUGAUGCUCUUUUCAAUGGAAUGAGUAGUAAUAAACAUUUCGAUAGUUAUGAGUUAGUAAUGUUGGCUUACAGGAUUAAAGAAUUCAUGGAUAUGCCCAAUGACCCCAAAGGCCCCCAACAAAAUGAACAUGAUAAUAUUAUUAGAAAACUAAAAAACAACCUACCUAAUUCUGUGCAGCGCCUAAUUUGGCAUGGAGAUGAAUGUUCUGUAAAGAAUAGAGCACAUAAUGAAUAUUUGUUUGGUAGUCGUAUUCAACUUGAUUCGAGCAGAGGUAAAAUAUUCACCUGGAAAGAGGGUGUUAAGACAAUAGAAAGUUUUUGGGAAUUUGAAACUGAAGAUAAUGCGAAAUCAUUCUCAAUGAAAAAUACUCAUUGGGAUAAAUAUAUGUACGCAGCUAAUUUUAGCAAAAAUUAUGCUAGACGUUGGGUAUUGUAUUGGAAGGAAGGUGGUAAAGUUAAUCAAGGAUUUUGGAAAUUGAAGCCUGUAAAUAAUGCUAAAUACUUUACAAUUAAAAAUACAAAACAUGAUGAAUAUUUAUAUGCUGAUGGUAAUAAGAGACAAUCUCAUGAUUCAAAGAGAAGAGGAGUAUAUACGUGGAGGAAUGGUGAUCUAAAAGGUGUAAUGGUACAAGAAGGUCAAUGGGAGAUUAAUUGUUAAUUUUGGCAUUCUAAUAAUUGACAGAAAAAAAAGAUUUUGGCCAUUUUAAGUUGAAAAAAGUUUUUAAAAAAAACUUAAGAAAACGAUAAAUAAAAAUUAAACUAAUGAAUAAAAAAAAA
Lutzomyia longipalpis is the source of this 2416-nucleotide messenger RNA. RefSeq lists its product as uncharacterized. The transcript has a single exon. The coding region runs from base 207 to 2297 and encodes 696 amino acids. Lineage: Eukaryota; Metazoa; Arthropoda; Insecta; Diptera; Psychodidae. The record is from RefSeq and is a predicted model, not a curated record.